UGAUGGCUCUCACCGGUGACGUGCCAGCCAUAUGGCCUGGCACCGGAGCUGGUACGCAGCGCGUGCCUGGUAGCGGUGCCACACGGCGUCCGCGCGCUCGGCUCGCACUCACACCGCAGACCGCCGCGCCUACAGGAGCCUCCGCCCGCGGUCCCCGAAGAUGGUGUAAACACACGCCACGCACACGCGCGCACACACGCGCGCGCACACACACACGCACAGGCGCGCGCGCGCACACAGGCUUCGCACCCUUAAAGAGCUCCCGUGGAGUGUGGCCAUGCUGACGAGGCUAUUCAGUGACCCCUCUCUGCUCCCCGAGGUGCACAAGUACUCGGGAUGGGUGGACGACAGUGGCAGCGAGGACUCCAAGACCAGAGAGGAGGAGCACGAGCGCUGCAGACUGGGCCUCGACGACUUGGAGGACGCCGAUCUGAGAGGGGGGGGCAGCGGCAGCCGCGCGCAGUCGGAAAUAGCCGCCGAGGACGAGGACGAGGACGAGGAGGAGGAGGAGGAGGACGGGGACGGGGACGGGGCGGACGGGGCGGUGGAAGAGGCGGAGGGGGGCGACGAGGCCGAGGGGCACAGACCCAGAAAGCGCGGGCCGAAGAAGCGCGAGAUGACGAAGGCGCGCGUGGAGCGCUCCAAGGUGCGCCGGCAGAAGGCGAACGCGCGCGAGCGCACGCGCAUGCACGACCUGAACUCGGCGCUCGACAACCUGCGCAAGGUGGUGCCCUGCUACUCCAAGACGCAGAAACUCUCCAAGAUCGAGACGCUGCGACUCGCCAAGAACUACAUCUGGGCGCUUUCCGAGAUCCUGCGCAACGGCAAGAGGCCCGACGUGGUGUCCUACGUGCAGACGCUGUGCAAAGGCCUCUCGCAGCCCACGACGAACCUCGUGGCCGGCUGUCUGCAGCUGAGCUCCAGGAACUUCUUGACGGCGGAGCACCAGUGCCAGGACUCGGGCGGGGGCGGGCGCUUCCACGGCGCCGGCGCCCCCUUCUCCGUGCACCCCUACUCGUACCACCACCAGCACCAGUGCCCGCGCCUGUCGGGCCCCGCGUGUCAGCCGAGCUCCAGCGCGCACCCGGCGGCGCUGAGGAACCACGUCGGCUACUGCUCGACCUAUGAGCCCGUGUACCCCGCGGGGGGGUCGCCGGAGUACAGCAGCCCGGCCGAGUACGAAGCUGCAGGGACCCUCAGCCCCCCCGUGUGCGUCAACGGCACCUUCUCUGGGAAGCAGCAGGACUGCGGCUCUCCGGACGCGGACAAGCCGGGCUACCACUACUCCGUGCACUACCCGGCCGCGCCCGGCUCCAGAGCGCCCCCCGGACACGGCCUGGUGUUGGGCUCGUCGGGGCUGCGCGGCGGGGUGCACGCGCCGGAGGGCGCGCUGCCUUACCAUGACAUGCACGCGCACCACGAGAGGACACCCGGCGUGUAUGACGAACUGAACGCCUUUUUCCACAACUGAGCGCUGUGUGUGUGUGUGUGUGUGCGUGUGUGUGUGUGUGCGUGCGUGUGUGUGUCUCCCAGCAGCCGCAGCGCUAAAUCCGAAGAGCAGGAAAGUCGAAAGAUGUGAUCUGACUGCGUUCCAACUUCAUUCCCAGCGAGAGCAGCUGGAAGGAAAGUGACUCUUACAAACACUCCUGUGGAUUCGUGUUACCAGUGCAAAGCUGCGCUCUGAAGUCUAAAGGUGUCCGGCGGUUUUUUUGCUGGAUCAUCAAAGGUUAGUCAUCGUGUCUUAUGUGAAGACUUGCAGUAAUUACAGUAAAAAGUGUGACGCUGCACACGUGACACGGAGCCCCGCAGGAUGUUACAGUGAUUUUUCGGAAGCGCGUUUCGAGACGAACCGCAGGAAGCAAAACGUGAGACUCGGAGCCCGACCUGAAGGAGAACAUCGCUGGGAAGGAAUGGUCAGUUCUCCUCGGAAACACAAGCAGCAAUAAAGGGAAAACAUGUUGUCGAUGACAUAUUAAUCUAUGCAAGAGAGCGUUCAGAUCUUCGAAUCCACUUAAUCAAUCACAUGUUCUCCAUAGUUCUGCCACUGAAGCUCAUCGUCAUAUGUCAGAAACUUAGUGGCUUGCGAAACACAAA
Messenger RNA from Scleropages formosus (Asian bonytongue), 2094 nucleotides. It is a transcript of the gene neurod2, whose product is annotated as neuronal differentiation 2. The record is from RefSeq and is a predicted model, not a curated record. Gene Ontology annotation, molecular function: E-box binding; DNA-binding transcription factor activity, RNA polymerase II-specific; protein dimerization activity. NCBI's taxonomy places the organism in Eukaryota, Metazoa, Chordata, Actinopteri, Osteoglossiformes, Osteoglossidae. Gene Ontology annotation, biological process: axon development; positive regulation of transcription by RNA polymerase II; sensory organ development. Gene Ontology annotation, cellular component: nucleus. The transcript has 2 exons. The coding region runs from base 278 to 1471 and encodes 397 amino acids.